AUGAAGAGUCUUCUCGGUGCGCCCUCGCCGGCGCUGCUCGCUGCCCUUCUCGCGAUCCCACAAACCGCCUCGGCCUUCUACCUGCCGGGCGUUGCGCCGACGUCCUACAAACCCGGCGACAACGUGCCACUCUUCGUCAACAGCGUCAAGCCCGCAGCUGCGUCGCAAGAUGCCCUCCUGCACUCCGUCAUGUCCUAUGACUACUACCAUGACCGCUUCCACUUCUGCAAGCCCAAGGACCCCAAUGGCCCCAAGUACGUCUCCGAGAGCCUGGGCAGCAUCCUGUUCGGCGACCGUAUCAUGACGUCCCCCUUCGAGCUGCACAUGGCCAAGAACGAGACGUGUAAGCCGCUGUGCGAGGCCGACUAUGAGAGGACGUCGGCCCACUUCGUCAACAAGCGCAUCAUGCAGGGCUACGCCCUCAACUGGCUGGUCGAUGGCCUGCCCGCCGGCCAGCAGUCCAUCGACGCUGCCACCCAGACCCCCUACGAGAGCCAGGGCUUCCAGUUGGGCUCCGUCGAUCCUACCGCCCAGGAUCCCAAGCCCAACUUCAACAACCAUUACGACAUCAGCAUCGAGUACCACGAGGUCGGCAGCAACCCGAACCAGCUCAGGGUCGUGGGCGUCACCGUCGACCCCUGGUCGUGGGACUACGCCGGCGGGAACCCCGACUGCACCGACAACCACGCGCCCGUCAUCCUGGCCGAGGACGGCAAGACCAAGGUCCAGUUCACCUACAGCGUCUACUGGACCAAGUCGCCGACCGCCUGGGCCACCCGCUGGGACAAGUACCUGCAGGUCUUCGACCCCAAGAUCCACUGGUUCUCGCUCGUCAACUCCGCCGUCAUCGUCGUCUUCCUCGUCGUGACCGUGGCCUCAGUCCUUUUCCGAGCCCUGAGGAAGGACAUCACCAGGUACAACCGCCUAGACCAGAUCAACCUCGACGACCUCUCCGGCACCUCAGCCCUCGAGGAUGGCGUCCAGGAGGACUCGGGCUGGAAGCUGGUGCACGGUGAUGUCUUCCGCACACCCUCCCAUCCCCUCCUGCUCUCCGUCUUUCUCGGCAGCGGCGCCCAGCUUUUCGUCAUGACCGGCUUCACCAUCUGCUUCGCUCUCCUCGGCUUCUUGUCGCCCUCGAAUCGCGGCUCUCUCGGAACCAUGCUCGUCCUUCUCUUCACCGUCCUGGGCUUCGUCGGCGGCUACACCUCGGCCCGGGUCUACAAGUCGCUGAACGGCGAGAAGUGGAAGCUCAACAUCGGCUUGACCCCUGUCCUCGUCCCCGGCAUCGUGUUUGGCACCUUUUUCUUUCUCAACCUCUUCCUGUGGGCCAAUGAGGCGGCCGGCGCCGUCCCUUUCACCACCAUGCUGAUCAUCGUCGGUAUCUGGUUCCUCAUCUCCGUCCCCCUGUCGUUUGCCGGCUCCUGGUUCGGCUUCCGUGCCACGCCCGUCGAGCCUCCUGUCCGCACCAACCAGAUCCCCCGCCAGAUCCCCCCGGCUACGACCUACUUGAAGCCUAUCCCCAGUAUGCUCCUCGUCGGCAUCCCGGCAUUUGGUGCCAUCUUCGUCGAGCUCUUCUUCAUCCUCAGGUCCAUCUGGUUCAGCAGGAUCUACUACAUGUUCGGCUUCCUCUUCCUCUGCUACGGCCUCAUGAUCAUCACCUGUGCGGCAGUAACCGUGCUGAUGGUCUACUUCCUGCUCUGCUCAGAGAACUACCACUGGCAGUGGCGUUCGUUCCUGGCCGCCGGCAUGACCGCUGGCUACGUCUUUCUCUAUGCCCUGAUCUAUCUGGUCAGCAAGCUCUCCCUUGGCGGACUGUCGGGUACCGUGCUGUACAUUGGCUACAGUGCUCUCCUGUCGUUCCUCUUCUUCAUCCUGACAGGCUCGAUCGGCUUCUUCUCGAGUUGGUGGUUUGUCCAGAAGAUAUAUGCCUCUAUCAAGAUCGAUUAA
Molecule: messenger RNA, 1947 nt
Organism: Neoarthrinium moseri
Lineage: Eukaryota; Fungi; Ascomycota; Sordariomycetes; Amphisphaeriales; Apiosporaceae
Exons: 2
Coding region: 1-1947 (648 amino acids)
Biological process (GO): protein localization to membrane; vacuolar transport
Cellular component (GO): fungal-type vacuole membrane; endosome
Source: RefSeq, a predicted model, not a curated record